Molecule: messenger RNA, 441 nt
Organism: Staurois parvus
Lineage: Eukaryota; Metazoa; Chordata; Amphibia; Anura; Ranidae
Source: the annotation of a GenBank genome assembly
UGCUCAGCAUGUGCAAUCAUGGAAGCACAUGGGGACCAGACUGUGGCCAGUGGGAGUAGAAAAUGUCCCAAUGUCAGUGGGAGAAACAAUGUACCAUCUUUGGUAUUGGAGGAAUAUAAGUGGCCCAUCAUUGGUGUUAGUGGAAGGAAUAGUGUUUCCAUCAUUGGUGUCAGUGGGAGGAAUAGUGCCCCAUCAAUUAUGUCAGUAGAAGGAAUAGUGCCUCAUCAUUGGCAUCAAUGGGAGAAAUAGUGUCCCAUCAUUGGUGUCAGUGGGAAGAAUAGUGCCUCACCAUUCAUGUGAGUUGGAGGAAUAGUGUCCCAUCAUUGGUGUCAGUGGGAGGAAUAGUGCCCCAUCAUUAAUAUCAGUGGAAGGAAUAGUUCCCCAUCAUUGGCAUCAGAGGGCGGAAUAGUUCCCUAUAAUUGUUAUCAGUGGAAGGAAUAG